AGAGAGAGAGAGAGAGGGAGAUUAGGCAUUUCUUCAUAUUCUGUAGUCACUCCAGUCCUGCUUGUAGGAACAGAUGUCUCUUUCCUGGGGCAACAGCAUUCAGGUCCAGAAGGAAAUUUUCUUACCAGCACCUCUUCUAACAUACAAGGGGGAUCGGGCCAGAGAUUGCUGGAAAGCCAACAACCAUGACGACCUUCUCCACCCAAAUGCCAGCUCUUGACCACACCAACUCUACCCAGGAACCCAACUCCAGCAAUUACAUGUUCUCCAAGUUCAUCCACCUUGACAAAGAACUGUACAAACAAUUUUACAGCCUAUGGAUUGCCCUGAUAGUUGUCAAUGCCAUUAUCUUCCUGGUGGGUGUUGUGCUGAACAGCUUGGCAUUGUAUGUAUUCUGCUUCCGUACUAAGACAAAAACCACCUCUGUGAUUUACACCAUCAACUUGAUUGUUACCGAUCUCUUGGUAGGCUUCUCCUUACCUGUACGGAUCAUCAUGUUCUAUACUGCAGAGGACUGCCAGAAUUGCUCCUUUGUUCAUAUCUUUGGCUACUUUGUCAACAUGUACUGUAGCAUCCUCUUCUUGACAUGCAUCUGUGUUGACCGCUACCUGGCUAUAGUACAGGUGCAAGCCUCACGAAAAUGGAGGAACCCCACCUGUGCCAAGGGGAUCUGUGUCUUCAUUUGGAUCUUUGCAACUGUAGUGACUUUCUCCAUCCUCACCAUGGCAAUACAGUUUGCCCAGUGCUGCCUCUCUGAGAUUCUGGUCCUGAUGGUCUGCGAGUACUUCUUCCCCCUCAUCAUAAUCAUCUUCUUCACCACCAGGAUUAUGUGUGCUCUGUCCAAGCCCAGCCUCAUGCACCAGAGUCGGGAGAGGAGAAUGAAGGCUGUGCAACUCCUUAUCACCGUCCUCAUCAUCUUCAUGAUCUGCUUCACUCCUUUCCAUGUGCGACAGGUUGCGAUCUCCAUCAACCCAGACAUGCCACGAAAUGUCAGCCUCCUCGUCUACCAUGUGACGGUGACUCUGAGUAGUCUCAACAGCUGCAUGGACCCUAUUGUCUACUGCUUUGUCACCAACAACUUCCAGUCAACCAUGAAAAAUAUCUUCAGGAAAACCGAACCAGAGCAAACCACUGUGGACAUCCUGGGUAUGAACAAGAACACCAAGGGCUCCAAUGCAAUCAUCACCUUCUCAAACACAAUAGGAAGCCCUGUGAGCUUGCCAUCUCCAAGCAGCGUCCAGAUCUAACCCAGUUCUGAUGGGACAUCUUGCAGUAAACCAGUGUAAUGAUGCUGGAACCCUGGUAGGGUGCAUGGUACCAUUGUCUGAUGUCUUUGUUCUUUAGGGAGACUUUCAGAAUGACAGUGGUGGAAUUUCUUCCUCAAAAACAUUGUGGUCUGUUUGGAAAACUGAACUUGCAGUGCUUUUAGUACCAAUACAAAAGAGAGUUUAUUAAUUACUGUUCCCCACAGGAAUGUUUUCUUUGUACUUUAAUACAGACGUUUUGCUAACAACAAAUUCCAUAUUGUGGUUUUCUUUUCCUGUUUGACAUUGUAAUGCAACACUACUACAACAGCUUGGAAAGCAGUAAGUCCCUCUGUUUUCUAUGAAAGCUUUUCAGGCCUUGGACAUGUACUUAAGAGUAAAGGAUAAGAGUCAUGUUUCCAGGGAUACCCAUGACAAAGAUGCCAAAGGGAUGAGACAUAAAGUACUGUAACACACGUAUCACCAGCAUCUACUCACUUGUUUCUGAAAAGGUCAUAACUUUUCCAGGGUAGAGAUUGCAAAGUCAAGCAGUACUAUUGCUCCUUCAUUUAAGCAUAAGAGAAAAAGUAUUUGUGGGUAUGUAUGUUUUCAUACACAUUGUCUGGGCUUGGGGAAAGAUUAAAGAUAUGUUCCACUA
Molecule: messenger RNA, 1902 nt
Organism: Coturnix japonica (Japanese quail)
Lineage: Eukaryota; Metazoa; Chordata; Aves; Galliformes; Phasianidae
Gene: GPR20
Product: G protein-coupled receptor 20
Biological process (GO): phospholipase C-activating G protein-coupled receptor signaling pathway; positive regulation of Rho protein signal transduction
Cellular component (GO): plasma membrane
Molecular function (GO): G protein-coupled receptor activity
Source: RefSeq, a predicted model, not a curated record